ACUUUGAACUCUUGGUAUGGUUUCGUUGCAUCAUAUCCAUCCUCGAUUCUCGACCGCGGCAUCGUCGGAUUACAAUCGUCGCCGGAAAAGCUUCCACGAUGUGCUUCUGAGCAUGAGAUUUGGAUUAACGCGAGAUCUCUCUCUGAAACGGUCCUUGGCCAUUUACUAUUCCUUAUCUCGACAACAACGACACCUCAAGUCGCCCAUCACCAUGGCCACCAAGAGCGAGAAGACUUCCACGGAGGAGAAGGAUAAGAAGGAGGAGGUUUCACUCCCUCCGCCUCCGCCGCCGGAGAAACCAGAGCCUGGCGACUGCUGCGGUAGCGGAUGCGUGCGAUGCGUUUGGGAUGUGUAUUACGAAGAGCUCCAAGAAUACAACAAGCUUUCUACAUCCCUUCCUGGACAAACUAAAUCCAAUUGAAUGCUAAAUUUUUGUGUGCAAAUGUACUCGUCUUCGAGUUUGAUAAGUCGAAGAUGAUGUUAUGUUUGAACAUUAUUGGAUCAUUAUCGUUACUACUUAUCUACAAAGUUUACUAAUGACUUGUCAAGUUUUUUUAACAAGUAAACGCUAUGAAUGAAUCAUUAAUAUGAUUUCAAAUGUA
Raphanus sativus (radish) is the source of this 602-nucleotide messenger RNA. RefSeq lists its product as uncharacterized. The transcript has a single exon. Bases 17 to 421 code for a protein of 134 amino acids. The record is from RefSeq and is a predicted model, not a curated record. NCBI's taxonomy places the organism in Eukaryota, Viridiplantae, Streptophyta, Magnoliopsida, Brassicales, Brassicaceae.